Molecule: messenger RNA, 874 nt
Organism: Cuscuta campestris
Lineage: Eukaryota; Viridiplantae; Streptophyta; Magnoliopsida; Solanales; Convolvulaceae
Source: the annotation of a GenBank genome assembly
GUUCACGGCCUUCUUCUCUAAAAUCAAUUUUCAUUGGUUUCUCAUUUCUCAUUAUUCGAAAAGGGGUCCAGGGAGAACGAAAGAGAUGCACCAGAGGACAUCGACGGCUAGCGGGCGGCCGUCGGGAACCGAUGGCUCCGAUUUCUCCUACCGCAUGGUGGUUGACUCGAGGUAUCAAAAAGUUGCUAAAGGAAAAUCUCAACUUUCUAAGAUCAUAUUCAUUCAGGCUGUUAUUCAAUUGAUAGUAGCAGCAAAUUCAUUUUUUGCUGCACAGAAGACAGAGAAUUUUGAUCGGUGUGCUUUCUGCUCUGUCGCAUUAGGCUUCAUUUCUCUUAUAAUUGGGGAAUUAGGUCGAAAGCGUAGCAGAUCAAACUUUUUGAAAUUGUAUGUAGCCGGAUCAUCAACUGCUGUAAUUCUCUCUGCCGUGUGUUUUGCUAUGAGCCGGAACCCUUUGGAGGUUCUUCGAAACUUCAAUAGCCUGCUGCCACCAAACUUUGAAGUCCUGAAGAUUCUUGCUCUCAUACUUGGAUUCUUGGUACAGAUAUACUCAGUUGCUAUAACUGCAUCUUUAAUCCGUAAUAUGGCUCCUCCAAAGAGAGCUUCUUGACGGCUGGAUGUUCUCAAGAAUCUUUGAACAUAUGGGGAUUAAUUAAUUGAGACACCUUAUCACACUCGUCUGAACUCUGGUAUGUUCCCAUAUAGAGAAUGUGAUAGCACAAGAAAAAAAACAUCUAAUUUUCACCCAGCUGUAACUUUCAAUCCUCUCAAUAAAUGCAUUUUUGCAGUGUUGAUUUGAACAUGAACAUUGCUGCUUUUAUGAACAAAUACUACAUUGUAAAAGAGUUAUUAGUGUUAAAAAAAGAACUCACAGUCC